AUGUCGUUGAAGGGGAAGGUAUACGCCAUUACUGGUGGAGCGAGCGGGAUUGGCCUCGGGACAGCAAAGUACCUCUCGAGUCGCGGGGCGACAGUGUGCAUAGCCGAUGUCGACACCAAGGCCAUGGCCGAUACAGAUGCGUACUUUGCGCCCCUGGGCGUGCCAUAUACGAUCACCGAGGUGGACGUCAGCAAGAGGGUACAGGUGGAUACAUGGGUUGAUUUCAUUGUCGACAAGUACGGAAAGCUGUACGGUGCUGCCAAUGUUGCCGGAAUUAUAGGAAAGGUCCACGGAACGACGUCCGUCACCGACAUGGAAGACGACGAGUGGGGCAAAAUUAUCGCCGUCAACCUCACCGGCACGAUGUACUGCAUGCGUGCCGAGCUGCGCAACAUCGUCGACGGUGGCUCCAUUGUCAACAUCUCUUCGAUACAUGGCAUCAAAGGUUUUGCGAGGCAUUGCGCCUACGACGCCAGCAAGCACGGUCUCAUUGGACUCACAAGGUCUGCCGCCCAGGAAAAUGGUCAUCGUGAGGUCCGUAUCAACAGUGUUGCUCCGGGGUCCAUCUAUACGCCCCUGAUGCAGAAAGAGUGGGAUCACCGCGGACGCCCCAGCGACGCCCCCUUUGAUGAGCCCACGGCCUUCCAGAGGCAAGGUACCGUCGAGGAGGCAGCAAACGUCAUUGGGUUCCUUCUCGGCCUGGAUAGUACAUUUGUCAGCGGUAGUGUAUACCAAGUCGAUGGAGCUUGGAAUUAA
Messenger RNA from Geosmithia morbida, 756 nucleotides. RefSeq names its product 3-oxoacyl-[acyl-carrier protein] reductase. The record is from RefSeq and is a predicted model, not a curated record. The transcript is spliced from 2 exons. NCBI's taxonomy places the organism in Eukaryota, Fungi, Ascomycota, Sordariomycetes, Hypocreales, Bionectriaceae. Gene Ontology annotation, molecular function: oxidoreductase activity, acting on the CH-OH group of donors, NAD or NADP as acceptor. Bases 1 to 756 code for a protein of 251 amino acids.